AUGUUAUAGUUCUUGAUAAAAUUUGGAGAGGUAACAGAUAUAAUGUCUGGAGAAAGUGAUAGGUUCUCUCUGACUGCUGAGCAAUAUUUAGCAAAGUUCCAUGUUUUAACAUAUCUUCAGGAUGCAGUGGCUCAAUUAUUGGAGCAUAAAGAAGAAAAUCCAAGAGUUAUUCCAGCUCGCUUUCUGAGUGACUACUUCAGGAGUGUAGUGCAAGGGAAUCACACCCUCUUCAGGGAAUACAGUUACAUCAGAAAGACACCGCACAACAUCGCAUCCUUCAUUCGAGUAUUUUGGAAAUGUUUCAGACAUAUAGGAAGGAAUGGAGACUUGUUAUCUGCAAAAGAAUAUCAUUCCCUUAUCUGCCUUUUGUGCCCUGAUUUUCCAUUUGAGCCUGUACAGAAGACUGCAAGGAUUAUUUUGUUGGAGGAUGCCAUGGACUGCUUAAUGUCAUUUCCUGAUUUUCUGUACGCUUUCCAGACACAGCUCUUUUACGAGGAGUUUAUAGACAAACUCCAUAGCACCUACCAAGCCCUUGUCUCGGGUACUUACAGACCUGGUCAAAUAGUAGUGGCAUUACCAACACUAACAAGACCAACACAGCACAAGUCUGCUCCGCUGCCACCUCAGGCUGCGGCAGAUGCAGCUCAGGCUAAUUCUGGUGAUGGUGUGGAGGUUCAUUCCUUCCUAGAGGCUAUUCUGCAGAUCAUACAUGCAAGUGGCGGCUCUUUUAGCUGUCCACCAGUAGAUGUCAUUAAGGAUCUCUUAUCAACUGUUGAAAGGGUUACGUUCUAUGGAUUUCUCAUUGGCUUAGCAAAACAUGCUGGAGUUAAUGAUAGUAUUGGUAAGUGGAAAAAAUGCCACAUGAAAANCCCCAGGAAAUUCCAAUCCCCAAUCCCAGCACCUAGACCCAAGUCAGGCAGACCUAAAAGUGGGAUUUCAAACGCUGUCAAGAAGGCCCUUUGA
Molecule: messenger RNA, 963 nt
Organism: Orbicella faveolata
Lineage: Eukaryota; Metazoa; Cnidaria; Anthozoa; Scleractinia; Merulinidae
Product: centriolar satellite-associated tubulin polyglutamylase complex regulator 1-like
Source: RefSeq, a predicted model, not a curated record